AUGAGCCAUCUUCUAAAGCUGAAGCGAGCUGAUGGGGUUGGGAACUCUUUGAUAUGCCCAGACUUGGAAUAUGAAAGGGUCUUAAGGAGCCUACGGGCUCCUAGCGAAAUCUGCGCGGAAGAAAAUCAAAGUCGUGUGACAAACCGGCGGUUUUCGGAUGUUCUCCCACUUCAAGUACCUUUCACUGUCGUUGAAGCUGGUCCAACAGAUACAGCCGUCACACACAUUGGCGACUGCGUUGCCCACAGAACAGCAUCUGCACCUCUCCCCAACAAAGUGACAACUCACCUCAACAACGCAUUCACCGUUACCUUUACCCGUUCACUCGACAAGCAGGACAAGCGGGAUACGUUAGUUCCAUUGUACCCCUGUAGCAGUGGCUCGAGUCCAAACACACAUUCACCAGCUAGCGACGUUGCUGGAUCACCUACAAAUCAAAACCCCAGCAUUAAUGCGCCCCCAAGCCAGACUCACUCGGUAACGAUAAGAGCCCAUAUGCCAUCACAGUGCUCCAAAUCGCAUCCUCAUACUCAUCUUGCUUCUCAUACUCCAUGUCUCCCCUCCGCGACACCUUCUUACCUACCGCGUGAAGGUUCAACGUCUUCUCUACUUUCACUAGAGGCCAGAGACAGCUCUAUACGAAUAGUUAAACCCGACCUGACGCUCUCCCCAUCGUAUAAAGCUAGAGAUCCAAUUCCGCAGACACUGAAUGGGGCAACGUAUUCGGCUUCUAGCAAGAUAGUGAAUAAGUAUCAAGCUGCUAUGUAUGGGAGCAAGCAAAACGGCCAGGCGAGCCUCAAAAGCCAAGAGUCUUCAUACAACGGUGCCGGUGUACACACGCGCUCCCAUUCACGUUCCGUGUCCGAGUGCCGACAAUCCAUUGAUGCACCAGAGGGCUAUAACUGCGCCCGGGAUCAUAGCAGAGGCUCCUCGAUCCUGAAUCCCGAUCAUAACAUUCGUAAUGGCAGUCUACGGUCUGAUUCUACUGAUCGUGGACGCACGAUGCAGCGUCGUUAUGAGUUUAUCGACAACGAUGAUAAGGCCCACCAAGUAUUGUCUCCAGUCCAUGAGACUGCUAAGAAGGACAUCGACAAUGUUAAUAGCAAAAUUUUCAGAAAUAUCGGGCAUGAGAGCAGUAUGACCACUGUGACAGAUCUAAUGCAGCAAUGUGUGGAACAUCUUCCUCAACCACCCGCCCUUCAAAAUCAUCGCCAAAAACUCACCAAUGGAGCUGUUGAUACAUCAGCUACACAAGUUUCUCUAUCUCAGGCCAAGGCAAAGCAACGACCUCCCGCGUUGAAUCUGAGAAAUCCUGUCCAUAUUGGAAUGGUCAAUCGAAAUACUAACCGCUACCAAAUCGAGCAUACUGCGAUCAAGUCUUCGAAAGCGGAGCACUUUGAUUCGUAUAGUCCAAGCGACAACACGCCUGUAUAUGAUUGUACUGAAGAUUCACCGGCCAUCGCUCCUUUGACUAUACCUAAAUACAGCAAUAUAGAUCCUGCCAGCCCUCUUCGGUCAUACAUUGAGUGGAGACAGAACCUGAAGCCCGUCUACACGCCGUCGCAAAGCUCCAUUCGCGUCAUGAUUCCGACUCAGGAGGAAGAGAUGUUCGCGGUCAAAAAGAGGGUCGGCGAUGGCCAUCGUCAAAUUGUAGGCCCGCACGGUACCCGGAUUCCAUAUGCCCUCAGCAAUAUGCGUUCUCGAAGCGCUCUAGGCAUUAGAGAGGACGGUAACGAAGACCGUUAUCGCCAAUUGUCUGGAGAUUCUGGCUAUACGGCCAGUGAGUAUAGUGCUGAAAAGACCCCCGGCAGAGGAUCUGGGAUAACCAGAUCCGCUACGAUAAAUGAAGGACCUCAUCGCGAUCGUCAAUUCUCAGGCGAUUCUGAGUCCAAGAUCAGUCAAAGUGGCACUGUGAUAGAUAGUGUAAACCCACCAAAAGAGACGGCUUCUUCUUCGCCGUUCACACCCCUGACGCCAUUCAUUAUGCGGGCGAGCGGCGCUCCAGUUGGAGUUGAGCAAGGGACGAAGACGCUCUUUGGUAAGCAUGGCUGGCUUGAAGAUACCGCAGCGUUAGGGGUGAAGAAAUCCAAGAUAGAGAGAACGGGGAGAUUCAUGGAAAGCCUCAAGCGAAAGGCACGCGAAAUCGCUGACAGCACAUCGUUCAAACCAGCACGCCAUAGCCGAGCCAGCUCCGUCAGCCACAUGAACAUUUCCCUCGACGCCCGCCAGCAAAGUCUACUGUAUUGCGAGCUCGAGUAUAACCUUAACACAGCGCUGGAUACCUACUUCAGAACGCAACUCAACACUGGUCGCUUGGAAGCCAGUAAACUGAGCCGCAUAGCUGAUGCGUGGGUGCAGAAGGGCCGCCCGAAAGUAAUUGGCUUCCGCUACGAUCUCGAGACCCAGGUCGAUCUCAUUACGGCGCAUAUCAAUGAAUUUCGGUUCUACGGACCGGCACAAGCAGAGGGACCGGCGGCUGUUACUGGUCUUCUGUACGCUAUGAAAUCGAAUGCACGGUCUAUGCGUAUACGCACGUUCUGCCAACCAGACAGCGUCAUCGCAAAACACGUUCUCGACUCUCAGAAUCUUUUACGUCUCCUCGGCUCUCCAGAGUCCUUGCAGAGACCGCUUGAGGAAGUUGCGCAGUUCUUUAAAGUCGCUGUGGAUAGAAACAGAGCUAUGGCUGAAGCGCCUGCUGGCCGUCAAGGCGGUGGCCGCGACUUCAGCGACGGCAGUACUCGGAUCAUCAGCAAUGGCAGCGGGCAGCGCGUCCGUUUUCAAGACGAUGGUGAGCGAUCCCGGCCGCGUGUGGACAUCCCCGGUGUCGGUAUAUCACGCUCUGCUGUGAGAGGUCAGAAUAAUGGAAGUGUGAGAUCGCAGAGUGUCAAGCCUCAGAAUGCGAGUCGAGGCGUAGAUCAUUAACGUCGAUGAAAUGACAAAGAUGAGACCGUGAAGGCAGUCGCAUGAGAUUGAAUCAGUUCUCAUCACCAACUAAUGCGCUGAUACGAAGCUCGUCGAUUUCACGUUCUAUACUCAUCUCGACAUGGCGCUCUGAUAGAAAGGACUCUCAUUUCCGUUAUCUAAUAUUCUGUCCCAACUUCUCAAGAAACACGGCCUCGGUUUCGCUGGGACUUUCUUUGCAGCUCUGGCCCCCCACUGGCGUUUUUUAUCAUUCCACCUCGAGAUGUACCUACCUCGUUUGGUAGAAUUGGCUUGGUUCAUACUUUGCCUCUUCUCAUUUGAUGAAGAACAUGCUGUACCAUGGCCCUAUUGAUCUUAGCCGACAACAAGCAAUGUACCACGACCUACUCUGUUUGUCAUCCGCUUAGUGAUUGAGGUGGUGAGAUUGAGCUUGUACGGUCUGUUAAAGUAAUUUUUUUCCCUUUCACUUGGUUUUGAGUCAUUUGCAGAAACACUGUCGGCUGCGCAGUACGGUGUGUAAUGAAGAGACAUCGCCUUGUAUUGAUUUGAUCCCCUUUUUCUUUCACCAGUUGACGGGUUGGGAAUCGGACGAGCUCUGUUGAGUAUGGGCUCCAAUUUGUUUCAUGGCGGUUACACUAUGGUCGGGCUCAAGUGAGUUAAGAGGUAGGUGUAUGGGAAGAUAAAUGAAAAGUGAGGAGGAGGAGAAGAAGGACAAGGAACAGGUUGUUUCACGUG
Xylaria bambusicola is the source of this 3657-nucleotide messenger RNA. RefSeq lists its product as uncharacterized. NCBI's taxonomy places the organism in Eukaryota, Fungi, Ascomycota, Sordariomycetes, Xylariales, Xylariaceae. The coding region runs from base 1 to 2922 and encodes 973 amino acids. The transcript has 7 exons. The record is from RefSeq and is a predicted model, not a curated record.